Macrobrachium nipponense is the source of this 1020-nucleotide messenger RNA. RefSeq names its product ATP-dependent RNA helicase glh-2-like. Bases 151 to 618 code for a protein of 155 amino acids. Gene Ontology annotation, cellular component: extracellular region. The transcript is spliced from 3 exons. Gene Ontology annotation, molecular function: peptidase inhibitor activity. The record is from RefSeq and is a predicted model, not a curated record. NCBI's taxonomy places the organism in Eukaryota, Metazoa, Arthropoda, Malacostraca, Decapoda, Palaemonidae.
UUCCCGCGCGUGAGAGUAACAUCGGGGGAGGGGAUUUUACCGCGCUGUGUUGUGAGAUAUAAAGCGCUCUGAAACCAGUAGACAACAUUCAUUCCUCAUAAACACGGGAAGAAGAAGGAUCAGUUCUCUUUGGAUUUUGCAAUAAACAACAUGAAGGGACUUCAGGUUUUGUUCGUCUGCUGUCUGACAGUUGUUGCCUUUGCACAGGAUAAAAAUGGAGGAAAUAAGCGAUUCUUUGGAGGAUUAAACCAAGGCUUUGGUGGAGGUUUCGGUGGUGUUAAUCCAGGAUUUGGAGGUGGAAUCAACCCAGGCUUUGGAGGAGGAUUCGGAGGAGUUUCCAACACCUGCAGACGUUGGUGCCGAACUCCCGAGGGACAGGCAUACUGCUGCGAGAGCAACAAUGAGCCUGACACCCUUCCCUUCGUGAAGCCAGGUGUAUGCCCUCCCGUUCGCCCUCAGUGCCCACCCGUCAGGAGCUUCGCCCCUCCACAGACAUGCUCCAAUGACAGCAAGUGCGGAGGCGUCGACAAGUGCUGCUACGACAGAUGUCUCGAGGAGCACGUGUGCAAACCCCCUGUUGGGUCCUCCGGCUUUGGAGGAUUCGGCUUUGGAAGAUAAUUCCUGACCGUCCCUUGAAAGAUUAUCUUUGUAAAUUAUGUUAUUAGUUUUACCACUUUAGAAGAUUUGGUCGAUAACAUUUGACCUAACUUACUGUGAUAUAACAUACUACUUUAGAAUGUUAACAAAUAAGUACUUAUUCUUCAAGUCUUUUGUUAAAAAGUUUUCGUUUAGUUAUGUUAAGUACACACAAUAAUAAUAAAAACAUUAUGAUAGUACUUUCAUUUUUAUUUAUUUAUUCCUUCCCAGUAAAAUAAAGUGUAGCUAUUUUGGCAGGACUCCAAACAGCAACCCAUAAAACCAGAAAUACUCGCUAAAGUUAGAUGGUUGCUUUAGAAACUCAUGUUUACAUCGAAUCAGUGCUUAAGCAAGACUCCUGGAUUAAAAACAAUAACACGUAAA